UAUAAAGUUGGCAAAGAUUUAAGGCCUAAAACGUGACGAAGAAAACACAAAUCGAGACACUUUUCAGGCGGCUGCAGACUGGCCGACUGAGUUGUCUCUUCACGGUUCUCAUGGAUGUUAUAACUUCCGUCUCGCGCUCGAGACUUCAUCAUUUACUGAGAAUCAUGGCAGAAGUAGCUCCAGCACCCGUACCGGCUAAAGCUCCGGCUAAAGCCCCGAAGAAGAAGACCGGUACCAAGGCUAAAAAAGAUGGACCCAGCCUCGCUAAACUCAUCGUGGCCGCCGUAGCCGAGUCCAAAGAGCGCAAGGGGAUGUCUGUGGCGGCUCUCAAGAAGGUCCUGGCCGGGAAAGGCGUCGAUGUGGUCAAAGCCAACAAGCGUAUCAACACCGCCGUUACCAAGCUUGUAACGAAGGGAGCUCUUAGCCAAACUAAAGGGACAGGAGCAUCCGGGUCCUUCAAGCUCGCUAAGAAGGAGCCCAAAGCCGCCAAACCGGCCAAGAAAGUGGUGAAGAAGAAGGCUCCCGCCAAGGCAAAGAAACCAGCCGCCAAGAAGGCCACAACACCCAAGAAACCCACCGCUAAGAAAGCAGCAGCCAAGAAAUCUCCGAAGAAGGCAGUAGCUAAGAAAUCUCCGAAGAAGGCAGCGGCCAAGAAAACUCCAAAAAAGGUGGUCAAGAAGAGCCCUAAAAAGCCCGCCGCCAAGAAGCCAAAGGCUGCUAAGAAGCCUGCAGCCAAGAAAACGGGAGCCAAAAAACCCGCAGCGAAGAAGGCCAAGAAGUAAAGAACUUUUCUC
Gambusia affinis (western mosquitofish) is the source of this 794-nucleotide messenger RNA. Its product is annotated as histone H1-like. Lineage: Eukaryota; Metazoa; Chordata; Actinopteri; Cyprinodontiformes; Poeciliidae. The coding region runs from base 111 to 782 and encodes 223 amino acids. The record is from RefSeq and is a predicted model, not a curated record. The transcript has a single exon. Gene Ontology annotation, cellular component: nucleosome. Gene Ontology annotation, biological process: nucleosome assembly. Gene Ontology annotation, molecular function: DNA binding; structural constituent of chromatin.